CCCCAAACCCCUCCACUCUCCCCCAUCACAAACACCAAACAAUCUCUUCCAAACACACUUAUUUUUCAUCUCUCUCUCUCUCUCUCUACCUAAGCUAAGAGCUAGCUAGCUACCCAAUUAGCCAUGGCCAAAGACAUUGAAGUUGGCGGAGGGCAACAUAGAUUCUCAGGAAAAGACUACCAGGACCCUCCUCCAGCACCAUUGAUUGAUGCAGAGGAGCUUGGCCAGUGGUCUUUUUACAGAGCCAUCAUAGCUGAGUUCAUAGCUACCCUCUUGUUCUUGUACAUCACUGUGCUUACAGUGAUUGGAUACAAGAGCCAAUCUGAUGGAGACCAAUGUGGUGGUGUUGGCAUUCUUGGCAUUGCUUGGGCCUUUGGUGGCAUGAUCUUUGUCCUUGUUUACUGCACUGCUGGCAUCUCCGGAGGGCACAUAAACCCAGCUGUUACAUUUGGGCUGUUUUUGGCUAGGAAGGUGUCACUGGUCAGAGCCAUAUUGUACAUGGUGGCUCAGUCCUUGGGAGCCAUAUGUGGUGUUGGGCUUGUGAAAGCUUUCCAAAAUGCUUACUUUACCAAGUAUGGUGGAGGGGCCAAUGGGCUUGCUGAUGGGUACAGCCAAGGCACAGGUUUGGCUGCUGAGAUUAUUGGCACCUUUGUUCUUGUCUACACUGUCUUCUCUGCAACUGACCCCAAGAGAAAUGCAAGGGAUUCACAUGUCCCAGUUUUGGCACCACUGCCAAUUGGGUUUGCUGUGUUUAUUGUGCACCUUGCCACAAUCCCAAUCACUGGCACUGGCAUAAACCCAGCAAGAAGCCUUGGAGCUGCAGUGAUCUACAACAAUGACAAGGCUUGGGAUGACCAAUGGAUCUUCUGGGUUGGGCCAUUCAUUGGUGCUGCCAUUGCUGCCUUCUAUCACCAAUACAUACUGAGAGCAGGAGCUGUUAAAGCUCUUGGCUCUUUCAGGAGCUCCUCCAACAUAUAAUUUUUCAGAGGAUUGGUUGUGUUUUCUGAAUGGAAGCUUGGAAUUUGUAAAUCUGUGUGUACAAGGCACUCAUUUUAAAUGUGCCUCAAUGUUGCUUUCUGCUCUGUUUUUACAAAAUCUCAGUUUGGUUAUUGUGUCAUCAAGAAGUUUCAAUUAUGAGCAAUUACUUUGUUGUGAAUUGUGAUGGAAAA
Prunus dulcis (almond) is the source of this 1169-nucleotide messenger RNA. Its product is annotated as probable aquaporin PIP2-5. Bases 124 to 978 code for a protein of 284 amino acids. Gene Ontology annotation, biological process: transmembrane transport. Gene Ontology annotation, cellular component: plasma membrane. The transcript is spliced from 4 exons. Gene Ontology annotation, molecular function: water channel activity. NCBI's taxonomy places the organism in Eukaryota, Viridiplantae, Streptophyta, Magnoliopsida, Rosales, Rosaceae. The record is from RefSeq and is a predicted model, not a curated record.